Messenger RNA from Ictalurus furcatus (blue catfish), 4059 nucleotides. RefSeq lists its product as uncharacterized. The coding region runs from base 87 to 2258 and encodes 723 amino acids. NCBI's taxonomy places the organism in Eukaryota, Metazoa, Chordata, Actinopteri, Siluriformes, Ictaluridae. The transcript has 13 exons. The record is from RefSeq and is a predicted model, not a curated record.
CAUUCUGCUCAGCUGAAGUGGUCUUUAGUUUCUACAGACAGAUCACUGAGAGAUUUUAUUUCAGCAUGAUGGAAUGAUUUUCAAAAAUGAGGAGGAAUCACAAAGAGACACCUCAGCACCAAGCUAUGCUGGAAUUAAGGAGUAGUAAAAUGGACAUAUUGUCCAGAAAAAGAGAAGAAGCAGCAAUGACGAUCGCUCCAGAAUCGAGUAACGGGCCUACAAACCAAGAUUUGCAGGAAACUGCACGACCUGAGGAAGUUCUGGCACAUGGGAAAAAUAGCAUGCGCACUAUGGCAAAGCAGAACAUCCAGUUACCUGUCACUAACACAACCAGAAAUACAUUAGUCUUCCCCGUAAAGAGCAUAGAAUUUGAACGGGCAGGUGCUGGGCCUCCAGCAAAGAGCCCUGGGAAACCAAAACUUCUUCCUAGAAGGCCCAGAAAGGAUCCGAUUGGUCUUCCCCCUUUCAGAGCACUGAUGCACAAGGAAACGGCACAUUGGGAAAAUAGCAUGUGCACUACAGCAAAGCAGACCGUCCGCUUACCUGUCAUUAACACAACCAGAAAGAAAUCAAUCGACCCCAUGAAGAUCAUAGAAAUGUUUGAACGAGCAGGUGCUGGGCCUCCAGCAAAGAGCCCUGGGAAACCAAAACUUCUUCCCAGAACGCCCAGAAUGGAUCCGAUUGGUCUUCCCCCAUUCAGAGCACUGAUGCACAAGGAAAAGGCACAUGGGGAAAAUAGCAUGUGCACUACAGCAAAGCAGAACAUCUGCUCACCUGUCAUUAACACAACCAGAAGGAAAUCAAUCGACCCCAUAAAGACCAUAGAAGUAUUUGAACAAGCAGGUGCUGGACCUGCAGCAAAGAGCCCUGGGAAACCACAACUUCUUCCUAGAAGGCCCAGGAUGGAUCCGAUUGGCCUUCCCCUAUUCAGGGCACUGAUGCGCAGGGAAAUGUUAAGCAAAACAUCCAGCAAUCCUCAGGAACUUACAGGUACUACAGAGGUAAAGAGUAAGUCUCUUGAGGCUACAGUUGAGGUAGAACCUCAAUUAAGAACCAACAUUACUGAUGCUGUCCUGGAUUGCAUAACCUCUACAUCGUUCAAGAAUCAGUUCAUUCAGCGCAUUGUGGGUGAGUUUGAUGAUAUACUAGCAAAAGCCGUGUCCCAGGUUCAUGAGCAACAGCAUGCUGUGAGAUUCGAUACAGCAGGAGGUAAGAUAAACAACAUCUCCUGGGAACAACAAUCAAGCAACAAUGUUUUCAGGCCUGGCUUCAGUGAUGGUGUGGCAUCUGUGCUUGGUUAUGCACUGAUAGAAGUUAGAGAAGAUGUGAAAAAAACUUUUAGAAGCCAGUCACAAAAAUUUCAGACAGCCUCACCAACGGCAUGCGAUUCUGUAACAGAAAUAGUGGACAGUGUCUUUGAAAGCAUGCUUGAUUCCUUGAUUCCUCAACUGAAACCAGAUGUUUGCACUGAAAGGGAUCCUAGCAAGAUUGAUUCUCUUUAUAGUCAUGAGUCUGAUACAGUGUUUGAUAGUAUGCUUCCCAGCACUGACUCAGAUUUCAACCAGAGUCCAGUCCAUGAGCCAAGAGGAAGUGCUGAUGAGUCUAGAGUCACAGCUCAGGACAUUGAGACAUUAGACACUGUGAAAGAGAGAGCUGACUCCCCAAGAAGAUCUACCAAAGUCCCGUUCUGCACAGUAUUUGACCAGUCUUCUGGACCUGAAAUUAAGGCCAAAGAUGAGGUUGAGGGCAUCUUGGCUGAUUCUGGAAGCAUGAGCCACCUUGAUGUACCUCUGACUUCAAGAGUCAAAUCUGACUCCGAUUCGGAUACAAGCGUUCUUGAGCUCACUGCUACUUCUGCAACAGAACAUGUUGACCACAUGUCAAGAUCUGAUGAAGUAGCAGAAGAAGGACUUGUGGCUAAAUCAGAUGUUGAGCUUGAGCAAAUCAUGGCUGCUCCUUCUGAGGAAAACUCUCCUUCUGACAUUACUUCCCAAAGCCUUGAGCUGAUUGGACACCAGGAAUGUGCUAGCCCUGUCCCUUCACCACCUUCUAGUGAUCAGCCAGGAUCUGCCAGGAGAGGGGCACGUCCUAUAAAACUCAACUCUUUUCCAAACAUAUUCUCUGAUGAAGAAGAUGGCAUCUUUGACCAGUCUCACCAAAAGGUAGAAAGUGAUGGCAAGCGUAGACUUUCUCUGCCUGGCAAGGAAAUGCGUUCUUCUGGAAGCAGAAGCGGCCUUGAUGAGUCGCAGUUCAUCUGAACCUUCCGACGUUGAAGAAGCUACAGCAAAGUCAACCUCCCCAAGAGGAUUGUCAUGGGAAAUAAUCUUUCCAGCCUAACAAAAAACAGAGAGAGGCUUUGUAGAUGUCAAAAAGUAAUUAAACUUUAUUGAAACUGUGGCAUUCCCAAAUGGAAGGAAACGUUUAUCCAAAUUUAGUAAAUCCAACUACGCCACCCUGGGGAAUAACCAGGGAAAUACUCUCAAAUAAAGGCACACGGAUAAGUUUGACCAAUCGGGGCAAAGAACUUGAGAGUGAGACAUGAGUAUGAAUAUAAAAAUUACGUUUUAUUAUGACAUUUAAGCAUCAUUAAAACUUAACAUACGAAUAUAAAAUUGCUUUCUCAUGAAGCACAAUAAGGAUUUUAAAACUAAGCACUUCUCCAGGCCCAGGCUUGGCAGGAACAAGACAGGCCAGCUACAGCUCGGGAGGUCAUCCAAACCCACCUCAAGUCACACCAAAAUCAGUAAACACUGCCUACACCAUAAUGAAGUUCUUGUGUUGGCUCAUUAAACACGCGGUGAAGCACACACCACUGAAUAAAUGCAGCUAGCCUCCCCUGUCCCACUGACUCACUGGCUACUGGAGAGAACAAAAUCACCAGUUAACCCAAAAUUACAUAAACAAUAAACAAAUAAAAACAAAUAUUACAGACACCAUGAUGUGGUGGCUAUAACAACCAGGCCCACUGAUACCACCACAGAAAUUAGAGGCAGUUAACAGCACCUAAGCAGAACCAGAAUUAUGAUAAAGGGUACAAAUGGAAAAUAUAGCCACUAUAGCAUGGAGACAAUAAGGCAUAGCAUACACCCCCUCAAUAGUAAGGUGGUUGUGUGGAAAAACAAACCAGAAAGAACAGGUUUGAGGCUGGAAAACACUAAUUUACCAAUUAGUGUCUCAUACUACAUGUGGUUGCAGAACAUAAGCUACACAUACAUCCAAAACUAAAGUUAACAAAAAUAGCAACAAAACAGACACGAGUACAACGAAUAAUAAUAGAAAAAGAAAAAACAACACAAACAGAGAAAAACAAAAUAAAAAUUACACCAGCAACAAAGUAAAGCUGAUAUGCAGCACAGCGGCGGAAAGGCACGUACCCUGACAGCCCAAGCGUGCAACACAGCAAAAGCAAAGCCUGUAAGUGAACCAGCCCAGCAAAAUGCCCAUAAGCAAAGCAGUUAAGCAAAACUAUACAGCGAAGCAAAGCAAUAAAUAAAGCAAACAACUAAGUAAAGCAAAACAACAUAUAAAACAAUAAAGAAAACAACGAUAAAGAAAAAAAUAAGUAGAACAAUAAAGAGAAUGAUGGUAAAGCAAAACAAAUCAGGAAAACGAUCAAGCAAAACAGCAGUGGCAUCACAUGUAGCGUCUUCUGCUAGGGAUUUGUCUUAGAGAAGAUUUAAAUGCUCAACUCCCCACUCUUACCUUAACACAAAGAUUGGAGUGUCAAACUAAAUCUACCAAGUCCCAAUGUGAAAAAGGGAGAGGUAUGCUUAACAUUUGGUUGAACAAACACCAGACGCGAAGUUGUAUGAUUACUCACAGGUACCACGGCUCAAUAUACAUAUACAUAUACACAUACAUAUACAUAUAUAGCCACCGGCUAAUGUUGCGAUCACUGAAUGCGAUCUCCAGCACGAUCUCCGCCACCAACUCGCCACAAUGCACGUGCCACCAGCACCGCUCUAAGACUAUAAAUAAACAGAUUAGCCUUGAGAUGUUCACCUCAUUACACCGUGAGCAAAGCCUCAGUGUACCUGCACGGAAAUUGGAACCGGAAAU